AAAAUAUUCCUUUAGUUGUAAACUUUUGACCGACAAUAAUGAGCGAACCUGAUAUACAGUUUCUGAAAUCACAAUUAUCAAUUGCUAGGAAUGAAAUCAAAAACCUCAGACAACAAAUAACUAAUUUACAACAUGUGCAACAAAAAGACGUCGAAAAGAUUAGAUGUGCUUUGGAAAAUUUCGAAUGUUCAUCAUGUGCACUAAAGCGUGAAAAUCGACCAGGCCCGGAUGAAGCUGAAAAUGGCCACAAUGAGCCCGAAAACUCCUAUAUAAUGUUCACACCGAUAGGUGUGAUAAAAACAAUAUUCCUGGAGAAGAGGGCUGUUCCGCGCCAGGCUAGCGUAGCACCGAAACUUAUGAGCCGUAUUCAGAUAAAUCCAACUGUUUUCAACAAUCCGGAGCACUCCUUGGAAGGCUUGGAGAAAUUUUCGCACAUUUGGAUUAUCUACCAUUUCCAUCGCAAUCGUGCCCAUUUGAAGGCGAAGGUGGCACCUCCUCGUCUGAUCGGUGAGAGAGUUGGAGUUUUCAGCACCAGAUCUCCCCAUCGACCGUGUUCGAUUGGUCUCUCACUUGUCCAGCUGGAUAGAAUCGAAGAUGCCACUGUAUAUUUCUAUGGCACCGAUAUGGUGGAUGGUACGCCAGUUCUAGACAUAAAACCAUACAUACCACAAUAUGAUGUUCCGAUGGCGAAGUGUGAAAACCAUUUGUUCAGCUCUAGGGAAGCACCGGAUGGAGAAGAAAACACGAAAGAACCUGUGGUUUCCACAUCGAAAUUGGGAAACCCGGCGGAUGGCGUGACAGUCCCGAAUUGGAUAGUGAAUAAUUAUCACUUGAAUGUCGUUUUCAAUGAAAAUGCAACGCAACAAGUGAACGAGUUGAAUAUCGAUAAGAAAUCUAUGGUUGAUGUCCUCAAAGGGGACCCUCGCUCCGUUUAUCUACGAACGAAAUAUGGAUCUCAAAUAUACACUUUCCAACUUGGGGAUAAUACGGUCACAUGUAAAUUUGAUGAUCAAAACUCAACUGUAACCGUUUUGCAAAUCAGAAAAGUUGUGAACUUGAGUGAAAUCACAAAUGAAGAUGAAUGUGAUAAGACUGAAUGACAAUGCAUUUAUCGACAGUGAAUGCAAAUUCCAAUAUUUUGAUUCAGUUCUAUGAUUUUGUCUAUGUUCAGAUAUUUAGUUGCUCAAUGUCCAGAUGUUCAAUGAAAUAAACUGGCGAUUGAGCAGGAAUAAAAACAACCUCAAAAAGAAAGAAAACUGUCCCGAGCGCUAGAUUUGCUAUUUGAAAUAAUGGGUCCUAAUAUGUAAAUCGAAUCGAUAAGUCGAUUCAAUCACUAUCACAUAGAGCUAAAUUUUCGUAUUUUAUAAAUCGAGACAAUCGCUUACCGAGUUCGAACUUCAUGUCUUCAAUAUUGCAUAUAUUUCAGCGUUUCUGAAACGUUUCCCAAAGAAAUUGUAG
Molecule: messenger RNA, 1458 nt
Organism: Toxorhynchites rutilus septentrionalis
Lineage: Eukaryota; Metazoa; Arthropoda; Insecta; Diptera; Culicidae
Exons: 5
Coding region: 39-1100 (353 amino acids)
Source: RefSeq, a predicted model, not a curated record